AUGGCUCAAUCCGCUACGUCACUAGACGCGCUAAUCGCUCCAACCUCGAGAGCACAACAGACCACUCUAAACAUCGUAUCACAUCUCUCCUCAGUAUUUUUACCCGACAUUUCAGACAUGGUCGCCAUUCCUCUUCAUCAUGGCGCUCACUGCGAUACCCUCGCGCGUCUCACCGAUGAGAUUCUCGUGUCGAUACUCGAAAUACUCCCCAAGCAUGACCUCUGCAGCGUGUCGCGGCUGAACAAGCGCUAUCAUGCCCUUGCGGAUGCUGUGCUGUAUAAUACGGUUCAGUGGCUUAAACCGGAACUCCAUCUCAUCUUUAGUCAAUCGCUUAAUCGACGGCCAAGGCGCGGAUCUGCUAUUGAGGGGGUUAAGCUGGCUUACCCGGCUUCAGAGUUAACACGUCUCAUCUCCGACACGCUAGAGCCAACCAAUUCCGUGUCGCAUACAAUUUCAACAAUGUCGAAUCUCAAAACUCUCGAUAUCGCUGUACCGGUUGGCCUUCUUCACAGUAUAGGAAAUCUUUUCAACGGACCCUUCGAUCUCGCUUGUCUGCAAUCCUGUACCCUGUUCUACCAGGAUGAGGCCGAUCAGUACUGGGAUCUCCAAGAGAACAUCCACAUCUUUACACACCCAACCCUCGAAACACUGGUCAUCAAGCGAGCAAAACUAGACGACAGAGGCUUCGAGCUAAUCGAGCGUCCGCACAACACAGCGCUCAGCAAACUCCACCUGAUAGAAUGCGACAUCAACGACGACGCGCUCUCAGACGUACUCAUGUUCCCCGAAGCCCUCAAAGAAUUCGUCCUCACCCAAAGAGAAGAGCCCGAGCCCGAGCUGGAAGAAAGCUCAGCCAGCAUCCGCGACUACAUCCUCUCCCUAAAAGAACAAUGCCACUCGUUAGAAACCAUCACCAUCGACUUCCCCAUGCUCGCCAGCGCACGCCCCCUCGCCCUGCGCGAGUUCACCGCGCUAAAAACACUCCGCCUAAACUGGGACUACCAGCUUUUUGGAAAGACUACAAAGAAGCCACGGCUGCACUCUGUUGGACUACCGCCUGAACUAGAAACAUUAGAGUUUUUUAAUCCGUUGGGUACGGAUGAAGAAGUUACGGAUCUGUUUGUUAGUGCUAUUGAGAAUAUGCAUUUUAGUUGUAGGAAAUUGAAGGAGUUGAUUGUUUUGGUUGAUGAGGAUCCGGUUCCGAAGGAGAUUGUGGACGCGGUUAAGAAACAGGAGCAGUUGUUUUUGAAUGUCAUUGGAGGGGAUUUAGACGAUGAAGAAGAAUAG
Messenger RNA from Fusarium tjaetaba, 1287 nucleotides. RefSeq lists its product as uncharacterized. The transcript has a single exon. The record is from RefSeq and is a predicted model, not a curated record. NCBI's taxonomy places the organism in Eukaryota, Fungi, Ascomycota, Sordariomycetes, Hypocreales, Nectriaceae. Bases 1 to 1287 code for a protein of 428 amino acids. Gene Ontology annotation, molecular function: protein binding.